This is a messenger RNA of Anastrepha obliqua, 2261 nucleotides long. RefSeq names its product protein-glucosylgalactosylhydroxylysine glucosidase. Gene Ontology annotation, molecular function: catalytic activity. Gene Ontology annotation, biological process: carbohydrate metabolic process. The transcript is spliced from 12 exons. Bases 53 to 2236 code for a protein of 727 amino acids. NCBI's taxonomy places the organism in Eukaryota, Metazoa, Arthropoda, Insecta, Diptera, Tephritidae. The record is from RefSeq and is a predicted model, not a curated record.
CUUUUUAGUAUCAUCAAAGACUUCGGUUGACGCACAGCGGACCAAAAGUAAGAUGUCGUUAAUGCUGCUAAGAAGUAUUUGGUGUUUAGUGAUUUUAGCAAGUGUUUUAUUUGCCUCAGCCGAUGACAAUGUAUACGUAAUCAAGUCGGAAAAACUACCGGCCGAUCUUAACUUUAUGCCCACCCUGGGUAACGGUCAUUUGGGAUAUACAGUUUUCGGUGACGCGAUCUUCAUGAAUGGCAUCUAUAAUGGCGAAGGUGGUAAUAGUCGCCGUGCACGCAUCCCUAAUUGGCUGAACUUGAAUGUGGCCACCAUUGCCUACGAGGAAUGGGAGCUCUCCAUCAUACCGGAUAGCUAUAGGCUACACCUACGGGAUGGUUACUUCCGCUGGCAAUUUGCUUACGAGGCAAAUGGAAUGCAGAUGCAAUUGGAACAACGCACAUACGCCCAUCGCUACUACAACCGCGCUUUGAUCUAUGAACUUUUCGUGCAUUGCACCGGCGCUAUAGAUCCACUGCUUAUAAAGUUAACCCAAAAGUCAGGAAGUAAAAGUGAAGCUUUUGACUUUUCACAAUUAAGCAACGCUAACGGAACAAUGAGGUAUAAAACUCUGCAUGGUGUAACGCGUCAGUUAGAGCAGCCAGAUUUUCAGUUGGAACUACGUACGAUUUUCGUGGUAUUCAGUGAUAAUUGGGAAAAUGAAUACACUUUCGAAUUGGGUGCUGGGCAAGAAGAGUUUUAUUAUCGCUACGUAAUUACGGUUGACGAGAAGGAGGAGGUGGCGCGGAGAGAAAUGGAGAAUGUUAUACAGCUGACCUCCGACGAGCUGUUGGAAAAGCACACCAAUGAAUGGCAUAAGUUUUGGCAGGACUUCAAUAUACAGAUUGAUGGAAAUAUAGAACUGUCACACACCAUUAACGCUGGCAUCUUCUACUUGGCCAGCUCCUUGCCAUCAUUGCAUACAAAUCAACUGAAUGGCGCCUACUUCGGGCUCAGUCCCACCGGUAUAGGGCGUGGGCAGCUCGAUGCAGACUACGAAGGACAUAACUUUUGGGAUACAGAAACCUGGAUGCUACCAGCUGUCACCCAAUUCGACAUCACCUGGGCCGAGCAGCUAUUCCAGUAUCGUUUGCAACACUUGCCUGGUGCUCGCUAUAACGCCAAACAAACUGGCUACAAAGGAGCACGCUUUCCCUGGGAGAGCGCCUACACCGGCACAGAAGUGAUAAACCCUUGUUGCCCUGAAGUGGCCGCACAGGAAAUUCACAUCUCGCCAGAUAUUUUAUUUGCGCUCCGCCAACAUUAUGCCUUAACACAUUCCACCGAGUGGUUGUGCCGCGUUGCGUGGCCAAUAGCCAAGGAAGUUGCUGAGUUCCUCGUGAGUCGCGUGAACGAUGAUGGGCAAAAAUAUCACAUUAAAGGAGUCAUGGGCCCAGAUGAAGAUCACUUAAAUGUAACUGACAAUGUCUACACGAAUGCGGUGGUCAAGAGGGCACUGGAGUUCGCGAGUUUUGCGCAUUCCACGUGCACUACCGCCGACAAUACUUCAGAUAUUUGGCGAGAUAUAGCGCUGCGUAUGAAUAUAUUGUACGAUAAAAAAUUGGACUACCAUCCACAAUAUUUGGGCUACAAGCGAGGCGAAAUGGUUAAGCAGGCUGAUGUAAUACUACUUGGCUACCCUUUGCAAUACGCGAUGGCGAAUAAGACCCGCUUGAGUGAUCUUAACACUUACGCGUCUGUCACCCGAGAGUCGGGGCCUGCCAUGUCCUGGUCUAUGUUCGCCAUCAACUUUCUGGAUAUAAACGCGCUGGAUGAAGCUAACCGAUAUUUCCAAAGAGCUUAUAAAGGUUAUGUGCGGCCAGAAUUUAAAGUCUGGAGCGAAAACAAAAUUGGCUACCAGGGAUCCGCGAACUUUCUCACUGGCAUUGGUGGCUUUUUGCAGGCGAUUAUCAACGGUUAUGCUGGCAUGCGAUUUGAUUUGGAUGGACACCGUUCGAUAAUGAAAGUGCAAAAAACCAAUUUGAUCGCUGGCACAAAAGGAUUUACUAUCCAUGGUAUCAAAUUUGCUGGCUCGAAAUUUUCCUUGAAGGUGCACACAAAUGGCACAGCGACAUUUAGCUGUUUAGAAGCAGGCGAUUUGGAUUUGGAAUUAGUAGUGAACUCCCACAAAUAUGCAAUAAAUGCCAAUUUUUCAAUUAAUCUGGAGCGCAAUACCGCGUUACUAUCCACGGUUUAAAUAAAAAAUGCCUUUGAAUAUGUUA